AUGCGCAGUACCCCAAUUUACGCAGUGCUAGCUCUGCACCUUGAAUAUCGAUCGGAAAACAGGGUUUUUUUUUCCAAUAGUAAGAGAAAGUGUGGGAAUGGAGAUUUCCGGGGGCGAUCCUCGAGGAUUGGUUUAAGUGGCUUGAUGUUUGGAGGGCCAGGGUGCACGGUUGGGUGUGUGUGUUGA
This is a messenger RNA of Bipolaris victoriae FI3, 186 nucleotides long. RefSeq lists its product as hypothetical. The transcript has a single exon. NCBI's taxonomy places the organism in Eukaryota, Fungi, Ascomycota, Dothideomycetes, Pleosporales, Pleosporaceae. The record is from RefSeq and is a predicted model, not a curated record. The coding region runs from base 1 to 186 and encodes 61 amino acids.